Fundulus heteroclitus (mummichog) is the source of this 2076-nucleotide messenger RNA. RefSeq names its product major facilitator superfamily domain containing 10 (gene slc75a1). The transcript is spliced from 13 exons. Bases 167 to 1528 code for a protein of 453 amino acids. The record is from RefSeq and is a predicted model, not a curated record. NCBI's taxonomy places the organism in Eukaryota, Metazoa, Chordata, Actinopteri, Cyprinodontiformes, Fundulidae. Gene Ontology annotation, molecular function: transmembrane transporter activity. Gene Ontology annotation, biological process: transmembrane transport. Gene Ontology annotation, cellular component: brush border membrane.
CUGGUUACGACACAUGAAGACGGGCUCCAGUUCCUGGUGUGGACUCAGAGGCGGACCGAUGAGACGGAGAAGGUAGACCUGGUCGACUCCUCUGAGCGGGAUCAGCAACUCCAGUUUUUUACGCAGCGGGCGGAAAUACCGAACAGCGGAAAUAAUCUUAUCUGGAAUGCCGGCCAUGAACAAAUCUGCUGAAGAUGAGGCCUCCUUCUCGUCGAAGGUCAUCGGCAUCGUGUUUAUCAUCCUGCUGCUGGACCUGCUGGGGUUCACCCUGAUUCUGCCGCUGCUGCCUUCUAUUCUGGAUCAUUACGCUCAAGCAGGGGAUGUCACGUAUCGGUCUCUGCAGAGUGUGGUGGACUGCUUCAGGGAGGCCGUUGGGAUCCCCAUGGAGAAGAAAUACAACACCGUUCUGUUUGGAGGUCUGAUCGGGUCUCUGUUUUCUCUGCUACAGUUUCUGUCCUCGCCUGUAACGGGGGCUCUGUCUGACCGUCAUGGCCGACGACCUCUCCUCAUUCUAACCACGUUAGGGCUGAUCUCCUCCUACGCCGUCUGGGCUGUUUCCCGGAGCUUCGGCAUGUUCCUUUUGUUUCGGGUAAUCGGGGGCAUCUGUAAGGGCAACGUCAGCCUCUGCACUGCCAUCGCCGCGGACCUGCCGUGUCCAAAAGCACGGAACCGAGGAAUGGCAAUGAUUGGCGUCGCCUUUUCCCUGGGCUUCACCGUUGGACCUCUCAUGGGUGCUUACUUUGCUGUCAGCUCCAAAACAACAGGAAACGUCUUCUACGAAACUCCGGCUCUGCUCGCCUUGGCCUUCAGCGUGGCGGAUCUUUUCUUUAUUUGGCUGAUGUUGCCAGAAACACUACCGAAGGGCAUUAAGGCUUCCCCGUCUGCACGCGGGGACUCCUGGGACCUCCUCAGUCCGCUGUCCUUGUUCCAUUUCACUGCUGUCACCAAGACGAAGGAACCACCUUCAAAAGAAAGGAUGCAGAAGCUCCAAGUCUUGGGUCUGGUUUAUUUCUGCUACCUCUUCCUCUUCUCCGGUCUGGAGUUCACGCUGAGUUUUCUGACUCACCAGCGCUUCCAGUUUACAAGCAUGCAGCAGGGGAAGAUGUUCUUCUUCAUUGGCGUGAUCAUGGCUUUGAUCCAGGGGGGUUACGCUCGGAGAAUCAAACCUGGGCAACACAUACGUGCCGUUCGCUUGGCAAUAAUGAUGUUGGUCCCAGCGUUCAUUCUCAUUGGGUUAUCGUGGAAUGUAACAAUGCUUUAUGUUGGCUUGGCAUUAUACUCCUACGCUGCAGCAAUUGUCGUUCCCUGUCUGUCAACCCUCGUUGCUGACCACGGUUCAUCUAAUCAGAAGGGUACUGUAAUGGGGAUCCUGCGCAGUUUGGGUGCGCUGGCUAGAGCAUUUGGGCCGGUGGUGUCAUCCUCCGUUUACUGGAUUGCAGGAGCACAGACCUGUUUUCUCAUCACGUCAGCCUCCUUUGUGAUUCCGCUUAUCCUCCUGAGCAAAGCCAGAACGCUAAAGGAGGAGUGAGCAGCACAAAGAUUUCAAAUUGCUGGGAUCUUUUAAAAGAUUGCAGUUUUGCUGCCUUUCUAUGAAUGUUAUAUUGUUUACUUCUUUCAAGGAGAACAAGCACUUUUUCACAUUUUUACUCGGCAGCGAUGGGAUUUUUUUACUUUCUGUGCCUUUUGGCCAAAGAAAAACCUAAAAACAAAACCAUGCAAAAAGACCAAAUGAAUGCAUAACAAAAAAAAAUCAAACAGGUACAGAAUGUUUUCAUUGUGUAAGUAGGAAAUAAUGCUGUAUAUUUGCACAUGAAAACAUCUCCUCUUUAUAGAAUACAUACGAUUUGAUGAUUACAAAUCACCUUAAUGUUAGUGAAGUUUAGAUAUCUUUUUAUAACAGAAUAUUUUAUCAGUCACACAGAUGCAGUAUUUUAUAAGUCAGCAUUUUAUUUUUUCUGUCAUUAAAGAUGGUUGUUUUUUAUGAAUAUUUGAAGGAAAAAAACCUACAACCACAUUUGUUGAUGAGAAGUGAAACAUCAUGAAAAGUAUCAAUAAAACUCUACAGUAAUACUUUCA